This is a messenger RNA of Cylindrotheca closterium, 2190 nucleotides long. The record is from the annotation of a GenBank genome assembly. NCBI's taxonomy places the organism in Eukaryota, Bacillariophyta, Bacillariophyceae, Bacillariales, Bacillariaceae.
AUGGAUCCAGUCAAGUUUGUACCCUUUUCAUCGACCGUUGAUUCUCCCUUUUGGGUAGAAUACUGUCAUCUCAAGCUAGAGGACAUUCAAUUGUCCGAAGAUGCCAUUUCCAUGCAAGCCCAAGUUCAGCCAAUAUCAAGUAGCAACGUGGCACGUUUGCAAUGUUUGGGAGGAGGAUCCAAUUCCUUGACGCAUUCCGUCAGAAAGCUAACGCCUACUGCGGUCCAAAGGUCAUCCGUCGACAAAAUGAUCUUUCAGGGCAAUCUUGUGGGAUUCAAUACCUUGGAGACUUUUUCCAAAGUGGAUAAGAAUAAGCUCUUGAAGGAACAUUUUCUGAAAGGCUUCUUGUCGUCAGAGGAAGCCAACGACGAACAAAUAUUGAAAAGCCUCACGUCCUUUAUUUUGCUAACCUUUCCGGAUCUAAAGCAACACAAGGUUCUCUAUUGGUUUGGAAUUCCUGCCUUGAUGAGCAAGACCAAGCUCCAGGCUAAGCGAUUGCCAUCGUUUUCUUCCGAAGAACAAUUGGUCCUGGAACAAGCCUUUCACAGCUUUCGAAGGGAGCAAGAGUCCAAUCAGCUGCCAACAUUCUUUGUCUUUUCGAAUCAAGAUCCCAGUGAUAUUGUCAUUCAUCCAUUGUCCAAGGAUUCCUUUUCCAAAUUGUCCAAGGAUCAUGAUGGUUCUGCUGAGCAGUUGGUCUUUGGGUUUGUCGACUCGACGACAGUGACGACUGAUACUACGCAACAAGUGGUUCCACCAAUGGGUUGGCCACUUCGAAACUUGUUGGCCUAUCUAUCGAUACAUUUGAAUUUGGGUGGAUCCACCAUCUCCAUUCUCAGUUUUCGACCCAAUCGGCUACAUCGACUGGUAGACGAAACGAUUCCAUCUGUUAAUUCUUCUUCCAAUAACCACAUUCAAUUGCAAAUGGCCGUUCCCAACAAGGAAGACUACUCGUUUGAACAAAACAAUACUAGCGACAAUAACAAUCCAUACGACAAAUACAAGGUGGUGGGUUGGGAAUUGAAUGCUCGUGGCAAACCGGGACCGAGAUGGGUCAAUCUCAAGCCGUUGCUAGAUAAAAAUCAUUUGGCCAUCCAAGCGGCCGAUCUGAAUCUCAAACUCAUGAAGUGGAGAAUGAUUCCGAAUCUGGACGUCACUCGGCUGCAAUCCACCAAGGUACUCUUGAUUGGAGCGGGAACCUUGGGUUGCAGCGUGGCCAGAACUUUGAUGGGAUGGGGAAUUAGGGAUUUUACCAUUUUGGAUUAUGGGACUGUUAGCUAUUCGAAUCCAGUCCGACAAAAUUUGUUUGCUCUGGAAGAUUGUCAUUUCAACAAUGGUCAAGGCAAACCAAAGGCGCAGGCAGCCGCCGAUGCGCUCAAGACGAUUGCCGCAGAUGUCAAGAGUCGAGGGAUCCAUCUAUCCAUUCCCAUGCCCGGUCAUUCCGAAUCCUUGGAAUCCGUCCAAGAGUCAGUCUCUCAAUUGGAUACGCUGGUCCAAGAGGCCGAUGCCAUUUUCCUAUUGACCGACACAAGAGAAUCAAGAUGGUUGCCCACGGUAAUGGCGGCAGCCCAUGAUAAGAUUUUGAUCAAUGCUGCCUUGGGAUUAGAUUCUUGGUUGGUCAUGCGUCAUGGAGGUGGAGUCGGAAAUAGACUGGGAUGCUACUUUUGCAAUGAUGUUGUUGCGCCAGAGAAUUCCACCAAGAAUCGAACUUUGGAUCAGCAAUGUACGGUGACACGACCUGGUUUGGCACCCAUUGCUUCGUCCAUGGCGGCAGAGCUCUUGGUGUCUAUCAUGCACCAUCCCUUGAAGCAACUAGCACCGGCUCCCAAAACUCGAUCGUCUGCUUUUUCUCCCACCGUUUCAAAAGGUGGAGACGACGAAGAGGAAGAAGUCUCCGACAGCAGCCCAUUGGGAGUAAUGCCCCAUCAAAUUCGAGGCUCCUUGGUCAGCUACACCAUGAUGACACCAACCGUUCCCUGCUUUACUCACUGCACGGGAUGUUCUCAACCACUUAUUGAUGCCUACAAGAAGGACAAGAUGGAACUAGUCUUUGAAACUUGCAAGUCAGUAAAUGGAUCCUACCUGGAACAGAUUUCUGGAUUGGAGGAAUUUCGGGCGCAAGCCGCCGCCAAAAUGGCCGAAAUGGAUGAGAUGGACUGGGAUGUCGAAGACGAUGGUGACGAGGAUUUUUGA